Molecule: messenger RNA, 528 nt
Organism: Parnassius apollo (apollo)
Lineage: Eukaryota; Metazoa; Arthropoda; Insecta; Lepidoptera; Papilionidae
Source: the annotation of a GenBank genome assembly
AUGUCGGACAAAGGGGAACCACCCCCGACUCGCCGUAAACCACCAGAUAGGCGACCGAGCGUGCUAGAUAGGCCUCUCAUGGAGCGUGACCUCUUAGCUCCAGACAAGUCACGAGUACUGCCCGCAUACAGCCAAAUCCCGAGGCGUAAAGGGAGCCCACCGGCCACUGGUGUCGCGCUCGGCGCUAGUGGAGCUGAGCCUCCACCCAUCGCCAAACCGGCACCACUACCACGCCGGAACAUCGCCUCGCGAAGAUGUACUCCCCCAGAACUGGAAGAGGAAGAUCUGCAGGAGGAGAAAAGGCUGAAGGCCGGCUCGGAUUCGGUAUCCGAGUCGGCAUCAGCCUCAACCUCUGCCUCCACCUCGAAAGACACACCCACUCCACCGCGGAAACAGCCGGUGACGAGGCAUAACUCGCCACCUGAGUCACCAUAUCCCACUACCUCCCCGACCUGCAUGCAAUCUGAGAUGCAGGACUUCGGGGAGCAGUACCCAGAAGGGGAGAAACCCUCUGAUAGCACAUCUUAA